CCGUCCAUCGUAUGCAUGAAGACCAUUACAGAAAUGCUUUGCUCACAAGGGAAACAUUAUUGUACGCUCGCCAAAGCAAAUAUGAACAUCGACUGCCCCUCGAGGAAGGAAACUCGGCACGCCGGCUGCCCUAUAGCUGCAUCCUUUGACAUCUCCGUCCUUUCAAAGAUCGAGCUCGCAGCAUGUGACAGCCACAUCAACCCUUGCAACCCUUUCUCGUCAGUACCCUCGCUCCAGCUACGAUAGUUUCACAGAGCGAAUGGAAGCCAUGAGACUCUCGUAAGGUAUAGUCGAGAUCAGCAACCAUCUCAUCUCAACACCCACCAGACUCUUCAACUUGUAGAAAGGCACUUCCGUCUCACGACUGAUCCCAGCAAACGACACCAUGCCCAACAUCUUUUCCAUGACCUCGUCCCUCGGGGCAGCGCCCCGAGCCCUAUCCAACAUCCCCUCCCUCGGCGAACUCCAAAAACAAGCCGAAUUCCUGGGCUCCUCCAUCUCCUCCAACCUCCCCUCCCUCCCCGCUUACUCCAGCCCUCCAGAAUCGCCCCAAAGACCCGGGCAAGUAGCCAAUACAGGUCGUCCCAAUGUCGGUAAAUUUCAUGGCGUGCCGCCGUCUUAUUCUGAAGCCGAUCCGCGCGUGAUGUCGAGUAGGCAAGAGGGUGGGAACAAGUUGAAGAAGGCGUUUCCGGGUUGGAUCAGGUUGCCGCAGGCAGGUAUACCAGGGGAAAUGGUGGUAAAGAAGGAUCUGACUGAGCGAGGGAGGGGACGACCGGUCAUGAAGGAGACAAGAGUGUACGCUGAGAGUGUUAGAAGCAGGAACUCUGUAUCGCAGAACAAUCGACCUCCCCAACCGUCUUUGCUGGAUUGGUGA
This is a messenger RNA of Cryptococcus amylolentus CBS 6039, 874 nucleotides long. RefSeq lists its product as hypothetical. The transcript has 2 exons. The record is from RefSeq and is a predicted model, not a curated record. The coding region runs from base 386 to 874 and encodes 162 amino acids. Lineage: Eukaryota; Fungi; Basidiomycota; Tremellomycetes; Tremellales; Cryptococcaceae.